Silurus meridionalis is the source of this 679-nucleotide messenger RNA. It is a transcript of the gene ndufb10, whose product is annotated as NADH:ubiquinone oxidoreductase subunit B10. The record is from RefSeq and is a predicted model, not a curated record. Lineage: Eukaryota; Metazoa; Chordata; Actinopteri; Siluriformes; Siluridae. Bases 96 to 608 code for a protein of 170 amino acids. The transcript has 4 exons.
UGUUGGAUCAAGCGCGCAUGCGCAGUGUAGAAAAAGACCGAGUGUUUGAGGUCGAAUAUACGAGGUCUUUUUUCUAAAUAAAAAAUCAUCUGAAAAUGCCUGAUGAUUAUAAUAAAGACGCGUACCCCGAGCCACCGCGGCGGACUCCGGUGGUUGAUAAACAGACUGCUCUUCCAAACCCCGUUUUAAUUGCAUCGAAGAUUUUCUAUUACUCUGUGGACCUUCCUGUGACCGCAUUCAGGAAUGCUUUAGAAAGCCUACAGCCCAAAAACAAACUCCACUAUUACCAUCAGAAGUUUCGACGUGUACCCGAGCUAACUGAGUGCCAAGAAGGCGAUUAUGUCUGCUAUUAUGAAGCAGAAAUGCAGUGGAGAAGAGAUCACAAGGUGGACCAGGAGAUUGUGAAAAUCUUGGAGCAGCGUGCCCGUGCCUGUCAGCAGCGCGAGGGUCGCAGCUACGAGCAGAACUGUGCCAAGGAGCUACAGAACUUUAAUGAAGUCUCCAGGGCUUACCAGUCACGCUAUGGUGAUCUGGGUGCAUAUGCCAGUGCAAGAAAAUGCUUGAUGAAACAAAAAGAGAGGAUGAUGGAACAGGCACAGAAAGCAUAAACUUUGCUCUUAUUUCUGCUGUGCUCCUCCAAUGUAUGUAUAGAUGUGUAAAAUAAAUACAUUUAUUGAAA